AUGGAGCGCAAGGAGAUCCCUACAAGCAAGAACGUACCACGCAAUAAGAAGGCUGAACAACAAAUCCAAUCCAGCGGUGCCAAUUCAACUGCUCCUCCUGGUGGUCAAGAACACUUUAAAUCAGUGGAAACCGAUGCUGACCGAAAAGCCAACCGCGACCAUAUCCAUGAUCAUGCCUGUCAAGGUUGUCCCGAAUGCCGUAACAUCUAA
This is a messenger RNA of Lichtheimia ornata, 210 nucleotides long. RefSeq lists its product as uncharacterized. The record is from RefSeq and is a predicted model, not a curated record. Lineage: Eukaryota; Fungi; Mucoromycota; Mucoromycetes; Mucorales; Lichtheimiaceae. The transcript has 2 exons. Bases 1 to 210 code for a protein of 69 amino acids.